UGAAAAUAAAAUAAAUGCCCAAGAUCAACAAUUUCUUUAAGAACAAAAAGAAGGGGACUACUCCGAAGAAAACUAAAGCUAGUGCUUCAAAGGCAACCAAACAGAUGACUUUAACAGGAAGUUCCUCUAAGACAAAAAGGGCUCCCAAGAAGCUAUUUGGUGAGGACUCAGCUCAGGCUUUAAUACAAUUUGAUGGGAACCAGAAGUAUGGACCUGCAGUUGGGAUUCCAAGAAUUGUGAGGUGGGAAAGAGCAAAGAACUUUAAUUUAAGCCCUCCCAUUGAUAUCUUCAAUAUCUUGAAGGAUUCCUCCGAAGAUCUCCAGUUCAGUGUCUUUGAUGUAUAGUUUUCAACAAUUUUAUCUUUAAUUGCUGCUGAGAAUUUUAAUCAAUUGAUAAUAUUUACAAUCAAGUUUGUUUUUUCGAUCCCAUAAGUAUUUGGGUAACUCUGAUCAUUUUAAUCUAUCAGAUGUUGAGGAUACUGUAUGAAUUCAUCUUAAAAUAUGAUACCAGGAAAAGAACUGAAAUAAAUAGAAUUUAUUAGGCUCCUUUU
This is a messenger RNA of Moneuplotes crassus, 550 nucleotides long. The record is from the annotation of a GenBank genome assembly. NCBI's taxonomy places the organism in Eukaryota, Ciliophora, Spirotrichea, Euplotida, Euplotidae.